Molecule: messenger RNA, 3591 nt
Organism: Ostrea edulis (European flat oyster)
Lineage: Eukaryota; Metazoa; Mollusca; Bivalvia; Ostreida; Ostreidae
Product: N-acetylglucosamine-6-phosphate deacetylase-like
Exons: 12
Coding region: 426-2144 (572 amino acids)
Biological process (GO): N-acetylglucosamine catabolic process
Molecular function (GO): N-acetylglucosamine-6-phosphate deacetylase activity
Source: RefSeq, a predicted model, not a curated record
CUAGUUUUGAGUUUGGUCAACUAUGCAGGAAAAAAAUUUCCAAAACGUUCCAUCUAUCACUGUUUGGGACACGGUGAGUCGGAAAUGAUCUAUAACAUACAAAAAGUGCACGUCAUCAGCGUAAAGGGCAAGCAGGAUAAACACUGUCACUAACGUGGCUGCACUGUCGUAGAGUACAUCCCCUCGUGAUAGUCCCUGAACUAGUCCACUAUAAAAUCAAUAUGCUAAGGCACAACAAAUCAUGUUUACUACUCUCCAUACCAAGCAAUGAAAUUUCCUGAAAACGGCUUUUGUUUCAUUUCCGGAAAUAAACACAUUUCCGGAAAUCAAUAUAGCUGUUUUCGUGAAAAAGAACAUUUCAAGUUGGUUAUUUCCUCAUAUAUUCUUUAGUUAUAUACUAAAAUACUGCAUUUAAAUGGAAGAAAAUGGAGAUAAAACACACCGAAACAAACAGAGGGAAUAAAGCUAUAAUCGUUGAAGGAUAUGUCUACCGGAAGAUAAAUGUUCUGAAAAACGGGGAUAUUGUGCACAUCUGUAGUGUUUCCAAAAACUGUAAGAGGUCGGUGACGACGGACUCUGACGGUAAACACGUAGUGAAAGCUAGGAACCAUCACACCUGUCAAAUUGAACCCAAUGCGCGCAAGACAGAAGCCCGACAACUUCGAGUUCGUCUUAGAAAGCAUUGUGAUGACUUUACAAAACGACCUGCUGCUAUCAUCAGAUCGGAAUUGAAAGAAGAGGAGAAAUUGCAGGGUAGGGAUCUAAGAAACGCGACAUUGGCUCUGUACAGACAGCGGCGGAGGACUGUGAUGUCACUUCUAGACAGCAAAGCUCCUUCCCAAGAAGAACAGAGCACGCCGUUAUCGAUAAUCCGGCAAUCCAAAGAGAGUAAAAUGAAUACUUCAGGAUGCCUGUACAAGUUUACAAACUGUCGCCUUGUCCAACAUGGUGCUUUAAUUAAGGAUGACCUCUGGGUCCGAGAUGGCAAAAUUGUCAAUCCCGAGGAAAUCUUUUUUGGAGAGAGAAUCUCUGCAGAUGUGAUAGAAGAUUGCAGGGGAAAUAUCUUGUGUCCAGGGUUUAUAGAUGUACAGAUUAAUGGAGCUUUUGGUGUAGAUUUUGCAGUAAAUACAGACAAUAUUGAGGACUGCGUGUCAAAAGUUGCCCUCGGUAUCCUAGAGCAUGGAGUGACAUCCUUUUGUCCUACGAUUGUGACGUCCACCGAGGAAACAUACAAACAGAUUGUUCCUAGAGUGAAGAAGAGAAAUGGCAGUAAGGAGGGCGCUGGAGUAUUAGGUCUGCAUUUAGAGGGUCCUUUCAUCAGCAAGGAAAAGAAAGGUGCCCAUGAUGUGGAUUUGAUACAGACAUUUAACAAUGGCAUAUCGGAUGUGACAAAGUGUUACGGAGAAGACCUUACCAAUGUUGCUAUAGUAACCCUGGCGCCUGAGCUGGAUAAAUCUUCGGAAAUUAUCAGAGCAUUGGUUAACAGAGGAAUUAAAGUUUCUGUUGGUCACUCUGUGGCGAAUUUGAUUCAGGGAGAAGAGGCGGUGAACUCUGGGGCGACAUUUAUCACACAUUUAUUUAAUGCCAUGCUUCCAUUUCACCACCGUGACCCUGGGUUGAUUGGCUUGCUGACCAGUAAGAAAGUCCCUAGUAACAUUCCCCUGUAUGGCGUAAUCUCAGACGGCAUCCACACCCACCCGGCAGCUCUCAGGAUUGCAUACAGAGUGGACCCUGGAGGAAUGGUCCUUGUCACGGAUGCAAUAUCAGCCAUGGGUCUUCCUGAGGGAGAACACAGGUUCGGGUCGCAGACAAUGGAGAUCAGAGGAAACAGAGCUGUCAUCAAGGGAACUCAAACACUCUGUGGCAGCAUAGCGACCAUGGAUAUGUGUGUACAGCAUCUGAGGAAAUCAACAGCUUGUGGUACAGUGAAGGCCCUGGAAGCAGCCACUCUCCACCCCGCCCAACUUCUCGGAAUCACAGACAGGAAAGGAACUCUGGACUUUGGCUCCGAUGCCGACUUCAUUCUUCUAGACGAUGAUCUCAGAGUGUUGUGUACUUACAUCGCUGGUGACUGUGUGUGGAGAAGACAAAAGUCCCAUAUACUGUUGGUGCUUGGAUUAGAGUGGCAGUUGAAGUUGCUUUGAAAAUCAAUAGUUUGGUUCACACUAGCUGACAUACACAGGUAAUCACAGAGAUAACAAAUUUGAUGGGGGCUUUGGCUAUUGAUCUCGAGUACCCAUUGGGAAUUGACCCCGGAGUGUGGUCACAGACUUUCCGAUCCCCGGGAUAGUCCUGAUACAUUUACUGGUGAUUAGAAACCCUGCAGGACUUGAACAAGCAAUGCAAUGAGUGGGGAAAUGAAUGUCAUUUUGCUAAAUCUGUACCACGUAAUCGUACUUGCAGUAAUUUCGUGCAUGUGGUACUAAAAUCUGAAUAAAUUACAAUUAACUAACGAUUCUGUUUUCAACUGAAAAUAACAAUGAGAUGUGAAUACGUGUUGACAUUUUUCAGAAUGUUACAUUAGUAAGUGGUUUUACAACUUAAAAAAAAAACCACGAAACGCAUCUGUUUCUGAUUAUUUCCAGCUGUUGCUUGGUGACUGACAUAAUGAUCGAAUCGUAAUUUAGUUUUCAUACGCAGAGAAAUUUCACAGAGUAAUUAACCUAGCCAUUUGUAUGUGUGGACAUGACAUACAUUGUAACAGUUUCUACAUUUCGUGGUAUUAGUACACGUAAAUGAUUAGGUACAAAAUGAUCAUUUUAAAUACUACCCGAGGCGCAGUAGAAUCACGAGUCCUAGCUACUUCUACACCGGAAACAGAGUCGUUGUAUAUUUAUUUACAUUUUCUUUCUUUGGACACAAUACCCGAAGUCUCUCAUCAAAAAUGGCGGAGAUCUCGCAUAGUCACAUCUUGGUUUCAGGUUCUACAUCGUUAAUUUCUCAUUUAAUUUAAAACAUUCCAUUAUCACCUGCAUAUGGUGUUAUGCCCCAUAACUAUUUCUCUAUGCGAGAGCAUGUUCUGCGUAUGAUUAAUUUUUUAAUCAAGACAGGCUAUAGUAUAGUAUAUUGACAGUUUAAGUUGCCUGUUACAAGGGUUCAAACAGUCUCCUUCUAAGUUAGCAUUUUGCAAGUUCUAUGAUCGUUAUAACGAUCUAAUUUACAACUACAACCAGUCAUUACGAUGAAUAUUGUCGGACAUGUUUCAUACCAAUCGCUAGGUGUGUCUAUGAAUUAGUUGAUCACCCCGUUUACCUGAUGCGGAUAUAGGGUUCGCUCCUGACAACAUUUUAGAUUCAUGCCUAUACAGUCUGUAAUUUGGCACGCCGAUUUCGCAAAAAAUAAGAAAUUUGUAGACCUAGGUUUAUCAGGCCUAAAGUAUUGUUUACAGAACAUUAAAUAGUUUAAAUCUAUAGUGGAACUUUGACUUUAUUGAUGGAAACUUUUUUUUUUAUCAAAUACAAACGUUUAUCAAAUUAAGUGAACGUGGUCUGAUAAAAAAUAUAUCAAUAAUAUGUGGAAAAAAUUAUUAUGUAAAACCCUGUUUUCACAUUGAUUUUAUCUGAAUUUAUGAUCGACAAAACGUGUGAAUGA